AGAUUUUGCACUCCUUUUAUUUAUUUUUUACAUAUAUAUAUAUAUACAUACAUAUAUCUCUCUUCUUUCAUUCUCAUCUUUCUUUUUUAUUCUUUAUAUCAUGGCUAAAUCAAUGAAGAAGGGGUUUUUGAACAUACUGUCCUAUACUAGAGAGUUAGUAUUGACCUGUAACUUCUUGACGGUGUUAUAUUUGAGGUCAUUCCAUAUUGUUUACUUUACGUUAACAGCAGCCACAACGGUGAUUAGUGCCAAAAUUCUCAAGCGUAUUAUCAAACAAGCCCGUCCACCUCCUCGAGUAACAGCCAAUGGUAAGAUACAAAAGCAAAAGAAGAGUUACGGUAUGCCUUCUUCCCAUUCGUCUGCCAUCUUCUUCUUGAACACGUAUCUGCAAUGUUUGUUCAAUGCAGCUUUUACGUGGCAAAAUAUCUGCAUCUUGGUCUUCUUUCAUGGGUUUGCGAUAUCUGUAGUCUGGUCUCGUGUACGCUUAGGCCAUCAUACCGAGUCACAAGUGAUUGCUGGUAGUCUCUUUGGAUUUUCAUGCGCUUUGGUCGCCUUUUAUCUUUGGAAGAACUAUUUCUCGGCAUUUGACCUUGAUGGUCAUAUUGAUGGUGUCUUUACCCAUGUCUUGCAACUUCGUACAAGAUAAAACGAAGAAAAUAUCUCAAAAAUACCCUUUUGUGUGUUUCGUAGCACACGCUUACACAUAAUAUUAGCAUAUCCCUCCUCUACUCCUAUC
Molecule: messenger RNA, 736 nt
Organism: Mucor mucedo
Lineage: Eukaryota; Fungi; Mucoromycota; Mucoromycetes; Mucorales; Mucoraceae
Product: phosphatidic acid phosphatase type 2/haloperoxidase
Exons: 2
Coding region: 101-646 (181 amino acids)
Molecular function (GO): sphingosine-1-phosphate phosphatase activity
Source: RefSeq, a predicted model, not a curated record